CCCCGACUUUUUAGUUGAAAACUUACACCUGCCACCAACCCUUAAACCCCGUUCUUCUGCUUCCCACUCCCGCCUGUCUCACCGCCGGCAAGCUUUCUCCCUCCCUCGCGUGUCUCACCGGCGAAGGAGAAGCUUUAUCCCUCUCGCAUAACCAGACCCAGUCACUCUCCUCUGCCUCUCUGAAACGCGACGGCGACCUUCACGUGUGGCUCCAACAUUGACAAAGACGGGAGAGAGAGCACCACUGUAGAGUCGCCACAUUGCCGGUACCGUUCAAAGGGUUGCUACGGUGGUAUCGGGGGUGCUACUGUCGCUAAUAACUUCUGAGGGCUUUUAUUAUUUUUGAAUAAUGGUGUUGCACAAAGACAAAAGCACCAGCUGUAUGAUAGUUUGCCUGUGAGAAGAAAGAACACAUCUGUAUAAACUCUCACGUGCAAUAUGGCAAACAGCAAAUACGAGUAUGUCAAGUGUUUUGAACUGGAGGAUGAGGUGAUGUUUCCCAAUUUCAUCAUUGUUUCGAUCAAUGCUUGUAAACUUCACAAACCUUAUGAUGUAAAUGCCUUGAAUUUGAUGAACUCUUGUGCUGUUGCGGUGCUUGAAGAGUAUGCAGAUAUGGUUCUUGCAUAUGGGUUUAGUGAUGAGUAUACCUUUGUAUUCAAGAAGACCACCAAGUUCUAUGAAAGGCGCGCUAGCAAAAUUAUGUCCAUUAUUUCUUCUUUUUUCUCAUCUGUCUUUGUGAGAAAAUGGCAUGAAUUCUUCCCACAGAUGGAACUACAUUCUCCUCCUUCCUUCCAUGGGAAAGUCAUACCUUGUGCAUCUAUAGAUGCCCUUCAAGCAUAUCUUUUGUGGAGGCAAAAUAUCUGUCAUUUGAAAAAUCAAUAUGAUCAAUGCUUUUGGCGACUUGUCGGGCGCGGAAUGAAUGAGAGGGAAGCACAGGAGUUCAUGGACGGUGCUAAGAAACGUGAUUUAAAUGAUAUUUUAUUUGAUGAGUUCAAUGUCAAUUACAAUACGCUGGAUCCAAUAUUCCGACAGGGUUCCUGUGUUUUAAAGACAGUGGUAGGGGAUGUGGUGAAAUACACAGAAAAUGGUGCUCCAGUCGAAAGGAAAAGGAGAAAGAUAAUCACAGAGCAUUCCAAGAAAAUAGCAGGCACACGAUUUUGGAACGAGCAGACUAUUCUUUCGAAGGAGCUUGGUGUUUUUAUGGAGGAGAUUAACAAUGUGAAGCCAGAGUACAUUAGGUCCUUUGAAUUUGAUAGCAAGUUGAUGCCAGCUACAUGGGUUGUUGUUCGGAUAGAUGGAUGCCACUUCCACAGAUUUUCAGAGUUACAUGAAUUUGUGAAGCCAAAUGAUGAUAGAGCUCUUAACUUGAUGAAUUCAUGUGCAGUGGCUGUCUUAGAAGAAUUUAGGCAGGAUAUAGUCUUUGCUUAUGGCGUUAGCGACGAGUACAGUUUCAUUCUUAAGAAAUCCACUGAUCUUUAUCAAAGGAGAGCUAGUAAAAUCAUCUCUGCAAUUGUGUCUUUCUUCACUUCCACUUACGUGAUUAGAUGGAAAGAUUUCUUCCCUCAAAGUGAACUAAACUACCCUCCUUCUUUCGAUGCACGAGCAGUGUGUUAUCCGUCUGCUGAGAUUAUACGGGACUAUCUUUCAUGGAGGCAAGUGGAUUGCCACAUAAACAAUCAAUAUAACACUUGUUUCUGGAAGCUUGUUGCAUCUGGAAAAAGCAAAAGGGAAGCUCAACGUAGUUUAAAGGGUGCUCAACUGCAGAAGAAAAUUGAGGAAUUGGCUAUUGAUUACAAUAAAUUGCCAGUGAUGUUCCGACAAGGAUCCUCGGUUUUUUGGGAUAGAGUAGACAAUGUUUUCAUCCAUCAGGAUAAUGGAGAGUCUUCUGAAAGUUAUGGAAAGGUCAUUGUACAACAUAUUGACAUCAUUGGAUCGGCCUUUUGGGUAGAACACCCUGAUAUCCUUGAUGAAAAGCUACAUGUAUGGAAGAAAUGUUGAGUAUGAUAAUUAAAACUUCAUUACUUUAUUUGCGUGCUGCUAAUUUUAGUUUAGUUUUGGGUUAACAAUCUUGAAUUCAUAUUUGUAUUUUUUUUCUUAUUUAAGAUAAUGAAAUUGGGACCUACUACAUACUACAUUUUAUUACUGUGAGUGCAAAUGUGCAUGCAAGCUUUAGAUCCUUUUACUUUCCUCUUUUGAUGAA
Messenger RNA from Trifolium pratense (red clover), 2200 nucleotides. Its product is annotated as tRNA(His) guanylyltransferase 1-like. NCBI's taxonomy places the organism in Eukaryota, Viridiplantae, Streptophyta, Magnoliopsida, Fabales, Fabaceae. The record is from RefSeq and is a predicted model, not a curated record. The transcript is spliced from 3 exons. Gene Ontology annotation, molecular function: magnesium ion binding; tRNA guanylyltransferase activity. Gene Ontology annotation, biological process: tRNA modification. The coding region runs from base 439 to 1998 and encodes 519 amino acids.